Scatophagus argus is the source of this 2256-nucleotide messenger RNA. It is a transcript of the gene slc18b1, whose product is annotated as solute carrier family 18 member B1. The coding region runs from base 250 to 1596 and encodes 448 amino acids. Lineage: Eukaryota; Metazoa; Chordata; Actinopteri; Scatophagidae. Gene Ontology annotation, molecular function: transmembrane transporter activity. Gene Ontology annotation, biological process: transmembrane transport. The record is from RefSeq and is a predicted model, not a curated record. The transcript has 14 exons.
CGUUUUGACGGUUCACGCCGGACGAUGUUGAGGAAAUGUUCCCAGUGAGAGUGUCUCGGUGUCGGGAUUGUGGCGUGUUUUCGCUCUACACAUAAGUAAGGAGCUGGCUGACAGUCAGCUCGCUGUUUUUGUUUUCGGGAUUCGUCCUCUCCUGUCUCUGCCGUUAUGUUACCGUUUGAUUUUAUUUCCUGAACACCGGGAUAACUGGAUACGAUCCACCAAAAAAUAAAACAAAACAAAACAAAAAAUAUGGACUCCCGCGUUGAUCUUCAGCAAACAGAUAACAGCCCUCCAGCUGAAUCAACGGAGCCUCCCCCGAAGAUGACCAGACAGCAGAUCCUCACCCUCGUAUCGGUAGCAUCUGUCAACUUCAGUUCAAUGAUCUGCUACUCAAUAUUAGGCCCGUUUUUCCCCAAUGAGGCGGUGAAGAAGGGAGCCAGUCAAACUGUCAUCGGUCUCAUAUUUGGCUGCUACGCUGUCUGCAAUUUAAUUGGUUCACUGAUUCUGGGAAAAUAUAUUGUUCAAAUUGGUGCGAAGUUCAUGCUUGUGACCGGGCUCUUUGUGUCCUCAGUCUGCACCAUUAUGUUUGGAUUACUCGAUCGGGCUCCUUCAGGUCCCGCUUUCAUUACUCUGUGCUUUAUAGUGAGAUCCGUUGAUGCUGUGGGCUUCGCCGGUGCGAUGACUUCUACUUUUGCCAUGUCAGCAAAAAUAUUCCCAAACAAUGUGGCGACUGUUUUGGGUAGUUUGGAGAUUUUCACUGGACUUGGUCUUAUUCUGGGGCCACCAGUUGGAGGGUGGUUCUACCAAACAUUUGGAUAUGAAGUCCCUUUUAUGCUUCUUGGAUGUUUCCUGUUGAUUAUGGUUCCUUUCAACAUAUAUGUCCUGCCAGCCAUUGAUGCAGAUCCUUCGAAGGACUCAUUUUUGAGACUUCUCACCAAGGUGAAAGUAGUCCUCAUCUGCUAUGCGAUAUUCACUCUCAGUGCAGGCUUGGGCUUCUUGGAUGCCACAUUGUCCCUGUUUGCUAUUGAGACGUUUGGUCUGUCAAGUGGCUUCGUGGGACUCAUCAUGCUCGGUUUGUCUUUACCGUACUGUCUGGCAUCGCCGCUGUUGGGGUAUUUUACUGACAAAUAUCCCGUCACCAGGAGUUGGUUCAUGGUGAUAGGAGGUUUCGUCACCGCGACUGGCUUCUGCCUGCUUGGUCCCGCUCCUUUCCUUCACAUCCCAAAUCAGCUGUGGUUGCUGGUCUUCAUGCUCGCUCUAAUUGGGUUUUCUCUGGGCAUGACCGCAAUCCCAAUGUUCCCUGAGAUCAUCACGUGUGCAAAUGAACUAGGAUAUGAAGAGGGACUAAGCACUCUUGGAAUGGUGUCUGGGCUGUUUGGGGCGGUUUGGUCCGCGGGGAUGUUUUACGGGCCGGUGGUGGGCGGCCUCAUCACACAGCAUCUGAACUUUAAGUGGGCAGCUGCAGUCCAAGGAGGCUUGGCCUUCUUAGCCGCCUUCCUCCUCGCUGUUUGUUAUCUCUACCAACGACCGCAACAACGAAGUGUUCGAGAAGACAGUCGACAGGUGAAUGAAAGCACUCCUCUCCUGACUGAAUGAAGCCCUGUGGAAAGAUGUGUCAAAGAACAAAAAAAUUAUCUUGGUGUUUUUUUUUUUUCUUUUAUUAAUUGCAUUUUAACAUUUUUGAAUUAUUAAUUUUUGAUGUUGCUUACAUCAUAAUCAUAAUAAUUUUUACUUGGGUCUUAGAAACAUGUUUUAUUUUGAUUUAAUUGUAUCAUAUUUAUAUGAACUGUAUUUGAAAAUGUUUGUACUGAGUACAGCCUAAAAGCCUAAAACACAGUAGCAUAUCUAUAUGACUGAUUUUAAGUAGGUACAAUAGAAUUUAAAUCAAUCAUUUCUUCAUGUGCACGUUGGAUGGACGUAACGUGAACGAGUGUAGUCGAUCACUUCAGAUCACAGGACAUUCAAAGUCCUUUCAAAGUCCAGAUCAUAAAAUAAGUGUGCCUUUUGUUCGACUGUAUUAAUGAUCUUAUUUUUCUACAUCACAUGACUUGGAUUUUGUGUUGACGUGUCACAUGUCGAGAGCUGCUGACCACCUUCAAUGAAACAUGAAAGAAGUAAUGCGCUGGUGAAACAGGUUAGAGUGAACCUCUCACGUUAUCGGGUGUAAUUCAAUAUGAUCAGGAGGAUUGUGUCACAGUUUGUGUGUCUUAAUUUUUCUACUGAUUAUAAUAAAAACAGCCCAUAUGUAAAUAAAAA